This is a messenger RNA of Populus euphratica (Euphrates poplar), 2581 nucleotides long. It is a transcript of the gene MEE40, whose product is annotated as Pentatricopeptide repeat (PPR) superfamily protein. The record is from RefSeq and is a predicted model, not a curated record. Gene Ontology annotation, molecular function: mRNA binding; protein binding. NCBI's taxonomy places the organism in Eukaryota, Viridiplantae, Streptophyta, Magnoliopsida, Malpighiales, Salicaceae. The coding region runs from base 113 to 2386 and encodes 757 amino acids. The transcript has 2 exons.
ACAAAAAUACUUGCUUAGCCUGAAAAGCCCUAAACCCAGCCAACAUCUAUCUCUAUCUCUCUCAUUGGAUGUGUCUUAAAAAUUCCAACUCAGCCGAAGAACUGAACCCGCCAUGGCUUUCACUUCCACUCUCAAGUACCACACUUGGUUUCCCUUCCACCACCACCUCGCCUCUCACAAACCCACCUCCAAUUCCACUCUUUCUUUUGCUACCACUAACCAUGAGCCGCUCACCACGACCACCAACUCAGCAAUCCGUCUAUCUCCCAAUUUCACUCCAACCCAACUCCUCCACUCCCUUCGCAGCGAAGAAGACUCCUCCGCCGUGAUUCACCUGUUUUACUGGGCCUCAAAGCAGCCAAAUUUCAAGCCCAGUUCAUCCAUCUUCAAGGAAGUUCUUCAUAAACUUGGUAAAGCAGGUGAAUUUGAUGCAAUGAAAGACAUCUUGAAAGAAAUGAAGAUUUAUUUGUCUGUCAUUGAUAAUGACUCUUUACUUGUUUUUAUUGAAAGUUAUGCCAGUUUUGGAUUAUAUAAUGAGAUUCUUCAGUUCGUUGAUGCGAUGGAAGUUGAAUUUGGGGUAGUGGCGAAUACCCACUUUUAUAAUUUCUUGUUGAAUGUUCUUGUUGAUGGAAAUAAGUUGAAGUUAGUUGAAAUUGCGCAUUCUAAUAUGGUUAGUAGAGGAAUUAGGGCUGAUGUUUCGACUUUUAAUAUUUUAAUUAAAGCUUUGUGUAGAGCUCAUCAAAUUAGGCCAGCCAUUUUGUUGAUGGAGGAGAUGGAAGAUUUUGGUUUGUUGCCGGACGAGAAAACGUUUACUACUAUAAUGCAAGGGUUUAUUGAGGAAGGGAAUUUAGAUGGUGCGAUGAGAGUGAAAGAGCAAAUGGUGGAAGCUGGAUGUGUUGUGACUAAUGUGACUGUUAAUGUUUUGGUUAAUGGGUUUUGCAAAGAGGGAAGGAUUGAGGAGGCGUUGAGGUUUAUAGAAGAGAUGUCGUUGAGGGCGGGAUUUUUUCCAGACAAGUAUACCUUUAAUAUGGUGGUUAAUGGGUUGAGUAGGACAGGUCAUGUUAAGCAUGCUUUAGAGGUUAUGGAUAUGAUGCUCAGGGAAGGGUUUGAUCCGGAUAUAUACACGUAUAAUUCUUUGAUUUCAGGUUUGUGUAAGCUGGGUGAGGUUGAUGAGGCUGUGGAAGUUCUCAACCAGAUGAUUGAGAGGGAUUGCUCGCCGAAUACGGUUACUUAUAACACUAUUAUUAGUACCUUGUGUAAGGAGAACCAAGUUGAAGAGGCUACAAAACUUGCUCUUGUCUUGACUGGUAAGGGGAUUUUACCAGAUGUUUGUACAUAUAAUUCUCUUAUACAAGGUUUGUGCUUGAGUCGAAAUCAUACCGUUGCAAUGGAAUUGUACAAGGAGAUGAAGACUAAAGGGUGCCAUCCUGAUGAGUUUACCUACAAUAUGUUGAUUGACAGCCUUUGUUUUAGAGGGAAGCUUCAGGAAGCUCUGAAUCUGCUUAAGGAAAUGGAAGCGAGUGGCUGUGCAAGAAAUGUUAUAACGUAUAAUACUUUGAUUGAUGGGUUUUGCAAAAACAAGAGGAUUGCAGAAGCAGAGGAGAUCUUUGACCAGAUGGAACUCCAAGGGGUUUCCAGAAACUCAGUGACCUACAAUACCCUUAUUGACGGUCUUUGUAAGAGCGAGAGGGUGGAGGAGGCUUCUCAAUUGAUGGACCAGAUGAUAAUGGAAGGGUUGAGGCCUGACAAAUUCACCUACAAUUCUCUGCUUACGUACUUCUGCAAGGCAGGGGACAUAAAAAAAGCAGCAGAUAUUGUUCAAACUAUGGCUUCCGAUGGGUGUGAACCAGAUAUUGUCACAUAUGGGACCUUGAUUGCAGGACUGUGCAAGGCAGGUAGAGUUGAGGCUGCAACUAAGCUCCUCAGAACCAUUCAAAUGAAAGGCAUAAAUCUGACCCCACAUGCCUAUAACCCUGUAAUUCAAGCACUAUUUAGACGGAAGAGAUCAAAAGAAGCCGUGAGACUUUUCAGGGAAAUGAUAGAGAAGGCUGAGGCUCCAGAUGCUGUCACAUAUAAGAUUGUUUUCCGUGGGCUGUGCCAGGGUGGAGGACCAAUUGGAGAAGCUGUUGAUUUCGUUAUGGAAAUGCUAGAGAGAGGAUAUGUACCUGAAUUCUCAUCUUUCUAUAUGCUGGCCGAGGGACUCUUUUCUUUAGCUAUGGUGGGAACCCUGAUUAAGCUCAUUGAUAUGGUAAUGGAGAAAGCAAAGUUCACAGACAAUGAAGUAACCAUGAUAAGGGGUUUCCUCAAGAUUUCGAAGUACCAAGAUGCCUUGGCCACCCUAGGAGGCAUCCUGGAUAGCAGAAAGCCCAACAGAGCUUACAGAUGAAGAGGAGAUAGUAAAAGCUUCAACGUCCCACUCUUGCUCCCUUGAAUCCAGUAGAUGUUUUCUUUUUGUGGCUUAUUAAGGAUGCCGUGUUAACAUAUAGUUUGGUUUUAUAUGUCUUGAUUUUAUUUUCCAAGCCUGUUUUGCUGCAAAUUAUGUGGUUUUAUGAAUUUUACCCUCAUUUCAUGAUUUCUGGCA